AUGCGCCAUCCAGCAGCACCAACAGUCAUCGCCGUCCUCCUUGGCUUCCUAGCUUUCAUGCUCCUAUGGAGUCGACUUCGAGGCGAUAGCCAUCACGAAGGGAACCCACAUCCAGACGAUGUGCCACGCAAGCGCGAUGACGCCCCAGAGGACGAAGAACUCUAG
This is a messenger RNA of Cucurbitaria berberidis CBS 394.84, 165 nucleotides long. RefSeq lists its product as uncharacterized. The transcript has a single exon. NCBI's taxonomy places the organism in Eukaryota, Fungi, Ascomycota, Dothideomycetes, Pleosporales, Cucurbitariaceae. The record is from RefSeq and is a predicted model, not a curated record. The coding region runs from base 1 to 165 and encodes 54 amino acids.